GAAUCGUUUGUUGCUUCUAGCAUUUCGUCCAGCAAUAAGAUGUCCUGUCAUGAAACGACUCCCAGUUCCAAUAAGAAAACCCUGGGCAACUGUGCUGUUAGGGUUAGGGUUUAAGGACCGUAUACAGCAUUACUCUUUUUGAACAUGGUAAACUCAUCUUCUUAAUUUCGAUGUUUACGGCUUUAUCGUCAGUCAAUAUUUGACAUCAUGUGGCCUAGAGCUUGGCUGGUAUCGCGACGGCAUAUCCGGCACUUUUGUACUGCGGCUCGUCGUCGUAUAGAGGACGAAGGUGACUGGCUCUACUCGUCGGAGUGGUGGGGUACGGACUCCGAUAUCAAAACACACACUGUUCUCCGUUCUAAUUCCGAUAAAGGAAACGGCGUCAUCUCUGUCCUCGCUUACCCUUCCUCAAGACCUAGUCGGGAAAACUGGCCAGAAACUGAGAAAUGGCUGCAGCUAAGGUAUGCUGAGGUACAUCCAGGUCAAGAAAGCAAUGUACAUUGUAGGAUACUUGGAUAUCAGUGGCGUACACUACGAUUUAAUGAUGAGACACGACAGAGCACUGCUAAAGUAAUGGCUGCUUAUCAUCAAUCGGAUCCUAAUUCUAUAUACUUAAUGCAGCAGCCACAUUGUUUAGCUGUUCCAUAUCUGAAGAGCAUGGUAUCAGUUGGAUUAACUACUAUAGCAUCCUGUAAUUAUGACCUUGUGGAUGCUGUGUCUGGGAGGAAAACUAUGCGAAUUUUAUGCAUUGGUCAUGGUGGAGGAAGCUUACCGUUGUUUUUGGCUAGCAAAAUUCAAGGUGCUGUCGUUGACAUAGUUGAAAUUGAUCCCCUUGUUAUAUCUGCUUCUAUCCAAGCAAUGGGUUUUCCAGCUUUCUCAGCUAUGACCCCAUCAGAUAGGCGUGCCUUAUCCAAGCCUGAUACUGUCGAAGAAGUAAUGUGGAGAGGCAUCCAUGAGAGGCUCUACCUCUAUGAGUCAGAUGCUGAGAAGUUCAUCCUGGACAGAAGCAAUCUAUAUGAUAUGAUCUUCAUUGAUGCCUAUGAUGGUGAUGACAUCUUCCCACACAAGCUAUGGGACGCUGAUUCCCGAUUUCUCAAAGCACUCAAUAAUAGGCUGCACCCGGAGCAUGGCACUGUUGUGGUGAACCUUCAUGCAGAUUAUGAUGCCUUAAAUCCUGAUCCUUCCGUUUCAUAUUUUUAUGAACAAUUUCUGCCAAUGAACAGGCAUGUUGCCAAAGUUUGCAGAGGGUACAAGGAUGUUCUAGUCGGCAAUGGAAAUUCUUCUGUUGGGAAAGAAGGUUCUGGUUUUUUAUUCACUGUUUCAGUUCCUUGGGUGUGUAAUACAUCUAUGGUUGUAUGCAGGGGUGGUAGAUUCUGUAGUAAGGAUUCCAUUGUGAAUGGCAUCAUAUCUAAAUCCCCUGAAGUCGAAAACAUUUUGAACCUGCCAUUCUCAUGCUUAGACUAUUUAAAGAGAGAUUUUAAACUUUUUGAUUGAUCUUCA
Jatropha curcas is the source of this 1500-nucleotide messenger RNA. Its product is annotated as S-adenosyl-L-methionine-dependent methyltransferases superfamily protein. Lineage: Eukaryota; Viridiplantae; Streptophyta; Magnoliopsida; Malpighiales; Euphorbiaceae. The record is from RefSeq and is a predicted model, not a curated record.